CAUUUUAGUUUCUGUUCAAGCUUCAAGAAGUUCACAAUGAAAGGAAUAAUUUUUUUUCUCCUUGUUGCAACAGCAACUGCUGAAAUUAUUGGAAAUUUUAAGGAAUAUGAAGUUCAUCAUUAUACUUUAGAAGGUCCAUCAAGCGAUACAAUUUACGACUUUUAUGGAGAUGCAAGAAUUAUUAAUGGAAGUGACGCUUCACCAGGUCAAUUUCCAUUUGUUGCUCGACUGUCAAUAACUCGUAGAGAUCCAAAUACAGGAUCGACUUCUGGUACACUUUGUACAGGAUCAUUGAUUCAUGAACAAUUUGCUUUAACUGCAAGUCACUGUAUAAAUCCAAAUCCAACUUGGGUUACAAAUGUCGCAUUUUUAAUUGGAACUGUCAAUAGAAAUGUCCCAGGAACUACUGUAAAUUCUGCAGAAUUUUGGUUCCUUGAACAUCCUCAAACUUUAGUUAUGGACAUUGCAAUGUUUCGAUUUGCUCAACCAAUAGUUCGUACAGCCUUAAUUGAUUUCAUUCGAAUUCCUUCUCGCGUACAAACUAAUUAUGAAUUUGUUGGUUGGCCAGUAACUACAAUUGGAUGGGGAGUAGAUAAUACAGGAUCAACUGCAGUUCAUCUUCAAUUUGCAAACUUUGCUGUCGUGUCUAUAAGAGUCUGUGGCGAUCGUUUUACAGAAUAUGAAAUUUGUUAUGUUGAAGAUGGCACAAAUGCACUAGUUCGACCAGGCGAUUCAGGUGCACCUGUUAUUGUAAGAGAAGGAGAUCAUAUGACACAAGUUGGAGUUCAUGCAGGACGUCGCACAUUAGGAACUUUGAGCUUCCAUUCAGCUGCAAGAAUUUCAACAUUCCUUGACUGGAUUCAUGAAUUUUCAGGAAUUCCAAUCAGAGAUUCAUAAAUCACGUGUAAAAAGUUCGGCAUUGUACUUUAAAAUGGCAAUAAAAUGAUACAAAUUUUCACAUC
Molecule: messenger RNA, 962 nt
Organism: Chironomus riparius
Lineage: Eukaryota; Metazoa; Arthropoda; Insecta; Diptera; Chironomidae
Source: the annotation of a GenBank genome assembly